Miscanthus lutarioriparius is the source of this 504-nucleotide messenger RNA. Lineage: Eukaryota; Viridiplantae; Streptophyta; Magnoliopsida; Poales; Poaceae. The record is from the annotation of a GenBank genome assembly.
AUGCACUCCUUUGGGCACCGCGCCAACGCGGUGGCAACGUUCGGGGUCACCAUACUGGCAGCGAUGUGCUUCGCCGCCUCCUUCUCCGACAACUUCAACACCCCGACGCCCACCGCCUCCGUCAAGAUCUUGAAUAUAAACUGGUUCCAGAAGGAGGCCAACGGCAACGACGAGGUUAGCAUGACGCUCAACAUCUCAGCAGACCUUUCAUCUCUUUUCACGUGGAACACAAAACAGGUGUUUGUUUUUGUGGCAGCAGAGUAUGAGACUCCACAUAAUGCUUUGAAUCAAGUUUCCCUUUGGGAUGGUAUUAUACCUGCAAAGGAGCAUGCCAAGUUUUUGAUCCAUACCACAAACAAGUACAGAUUUAUUGACCAGGGAAGCAAUCUAAAGGGCAAGGAAUUCAACUUGACAAUGCACUGGCACAUUAUGCCAAAGACUGGCAAGAUGUUUGCAGAUAAGAUAGUCAUGACAGGCUAUCGGCUCCCUGAGCAGUACAGAUAG